AUGACAAGCGGACGAUGCCAAAAAUUGGUCACCACCAUUCUUACAUUGACUGUAGUACCCAAUACUGAGAUAGACGUUCAAUAUUCGAUACACCGUAAGAAAAAUGCUUGUACUACUCAGAUGCUGAUAUCUCGAAAGAGCAGCUUCCGAUGCGAUUUGGAUGGCACGUUGCAGACUGUCAAUAUAUCAAGGAAGGGAGUUCUCUCCGCAGGCGCCCUCAAUACUCCCUUCAUCCUAAAGCACUCCGGACUCGGGCCCAAGGAGGAGCUGGAGAAAUACAACAUCUCGGUUGUUAAGGACUUGCCUGGUGUUGGUGAAAACUUCCAUGAUCAUCCGACCUUCCCUGUAACCUUCACCUUGAACGACCCCGACGAGUUCGACAACAGCUGGGCUGCUGCUGCUGAGUACCUCACGUUCCGGACCGGACCUUUGUCGUCCACUGGACUGACUCAGGUUGUCGGUGUCUUGGCGAACAACGAUACCACCGAUGAAUGGCCGAAUGUACAGCUUAAUCCUGCUGGUUACCAGUCAGGCUGCGCUCCCGGUGAAGUCGACGCCCUUAAAAGCUCAGGACAACGUAGCGUGAGCAUAUCCGUUGCGUGGCAGCACCCUGUCAGCAGAGGAAACAUUACCCUGGCUUCGGGUAAUGUCACUGAAAAGCCCAUCUUCUGGGGAAAUUUCCUCGGUGAGCAGGAAGAUGUUGAUGGUUUGGUCAGUGGUAUCAACUUGGCUUUGAAGUUGGCUGACACUGACGCCAUGAAGGCCUGGAAUCUGACUUUGUCCACCACGACACUUUCUGGGUGCGCAGACUACGAUUACCCUAGUGACGACUAUUGGGCUUGCGCUGUCAAGUACGACACUGCUUUCGGUCAUCAUUACUGUGGUACCGCCAAGAUGGGCAAUUCUUCAGAUUCCAUGGCAGUCGUCGACCCUCAGCUACGCGUUUUUGGAAUCAGCGGACUUCGCGUUGCCGACGCAUCAGUCUUUCCACAAGUUACAUCAAACAACAUUGCGGUACCGGUAAUGAUGGUUGGAGAGCGAGCUGCCGAUUUCAUCAAGAAAGCCUGGGCCUGAUAAUAUUCGCCAUGGCAUAGAG
Molecule: messenger RNA, 1096 nt
Organism: Diprion similis
Lineage: Eukaryota; Metazoa; Arthropoda; Insecta; Hymenoptera; Diprionidae
Product: glucose dehydrogenase [FAD, quinone]-like
Exons: 5
Coding region: 1-1074 (357 amino acids)
Molecular function (GO): flavin adenine dinucleotide binding; oxidoreductase activity, acting on CH-OH group of donors
Source: RefSeq, a predicted model, not a curated record